Alligator sinensis (Chinese alligator) is the source of this 1768-nucleotide messenger RNA. It is a transcript of the gene MORN4, whose product is annotated as MORN repeat containing 4. NCBI's taxonomy places the organism in Eukaryota, Metazoa, Chordata, Crocodylia, Alligatoridae. The record is from RefSeq and is a predicted model, not a curated record. The transcript has 4 exons. The coding region runs from base 696 to 1136 and encodes 146 amino acids.
GGAGGUGCUGCUGGGUCCUGCCCCGAGCGGCCGCAACCUGAGCCGCGUGGCUGGAGUUUCAGGCGUGGGUCAGAGGGUGCCAGGCGCUGGUGCCACCAGACCCAUUCACGCACACACCUCUGGCACAGCCCUGACACCGCGGCCCUGGCACAUCUGCAGCCCUGGCAGAUGUACCUGCCCGCUGCAACCCUCCUCCGCCAGCACUGGCCGUGGCCCCAGGAGCCACGCUCUCUGCCAGGACUCAGCCCCAUGCGCGGCCCGGAGGAGGGGUGCAGCGCUGGGACCCGUGUGCCAAGGGGCCAGUCCUGCCAGGCAGCUGCAACCAGCACCAGCACUGGGCUCAAGCAGACGCUGGCCCCGGGUGCCGCCUGGGCCGUGUCGGCAGGUGUCGUGGUCUCGGGCAGUGCCCAGGACCUGCCCCAGCUCGUGAUGUCCCGGCAGAGGGCUCUGGCAGCCCCAGGGAGAUGGAGGGGGCUUGGAGUCGGGUCCCAAAGGAGAGGGUGGGCAGCUCAGGGAGAGGGGACAGCCCCUGGUAACGUGGGGCAGGAUCGGUGCUGCCGGAGUCUCUGUAUGGGGGAUGCUGGGGGCUCAGCCCAGCCUGCACAGCGCUGCCCGUGGGCCCUGGGCUCGGCCAUGCACUCACCCGCCCUCCCUUGCAGCCUUGCCCUGCGCCCGCGGGAGCUGGCACCAGGACCAUGACGCUGACCAAGGGCUCCUUCACCUACUCCAGUGGGGAGGAGUACCGCGGCGAGUGGAAGGAAGGCCGCCGGCACGGCAUGGGCCAGCUGACCUUCGCUGACGGCAGCACCUAUCUGGGCCACUUCGAGAAUGGGCUCUUUCAUGGCUGCGGGGUGCUCACUUUUGCUGACGGCUCCCGGUACGAGGGGGAGUUCGUGCAGGGGAAGUUCAGCGGCGUCGGCGUCUUCACGCGCUACGACAACAUGACCUUCGAGGGCGAGUUCAAGGGCGGCCGCGUCGAGGGCUUCGGGCUCCUGACGUUCCCCGACGGCUCCCACGGGGUCCCCCGCAACGAGGGCUUCUUUGAGAACAACAAGCUGCUGCGGCGCGAGAAGUGCCCAGCCGUGAUCCAGCGCGCCCAGAGCGUCUCCAAGUCCACACACGGCCUCAUGGUGUGACCGCCCCAGCCCCAGCCCCUCCUCGAGCAGCCGGGCACCCCCAGCCCGGCUCCAGGGCUCCCCGGGGAGGUCCCCCCAACUGCCCCCGGGCUCUGCUCACCCCCCAGGUCAGCUCGUCCUUCCCGCAGGGCCACGCGGUGCCUUGCAGAUGCCACAGUGCCAGGGCCCAGGCAGGGACUCGGGCUCUUCCCCAGGGGCAGCCCCCAGCCAGGGUGUGGGGGGCCGUGCGGAGUUGCCCCCCAGGCUGGGAGUGAUGGGAGCUGCGCAGGGGAUGGGGGUGGGGCACGGGCAGGGGCUGGGUCUCCGACAGGUCACGCUCCCCACCCCGCCUCAGGCCUGGCCUUGACCCCCAGGGUACCUGACCCCGACAGGGGCAGGAUGGUGCUGCAGAGAUGCCCCAGGGCCAAGCCCCGUCCCCCUACAGCAGUGCCAAACCCCCUCAUCGCACCGGGGCAGAGCCUGGCAGGACAAGGCCCUUCUGCCCAGGCAGGUGGAGCCCAGCAGUGGGGACGGUGGGCCCGGAGCGAGGGGCCUGGGCGAUGGGGGGGUGGGCCUGCCCGGCCGCGCUGAAUGUCCGCAACGCCGCUCCGUGCCUUGCGCCCGCUCGGCCGGGAGUAAAACCGCCUUGCCAA